Oryza brachyantha (malo sina) is the source of this 5825-nucleotide messenger RNA. RefSeq names its product brefeldin A-inhibited guanine nucleotide-exchange protein 1-like. The record is from RefSeq and is a predicted model, not a curated record. Lineage: Eukaryota; Viridiplantae; Streptophyta; Magnoliopsida; Poales; Poaceae. The coding region runs from base 1 to 5076 and encodes 1691 amino acids. Gene Ontology annotation, cellular component: trans-Golgi network. Gene Ontology annotation, biological process: regulation of ARF protein signal transduction. The transcript has 11 exons. Gene Ontology annotation, molecular function: guanyl-nucleotide exchange factor activity.
AUGUCGUCGGCCGCGGCGGCUGGCGAGGGCGACGCCGAGGGCGCCGAGCCCCUCGGCGGCGCCGGCCGCGUGCUCGCCCGCGCCCUCGACAAGGUCAUCAAGCACUCCUCCUGGCGGAAGCACUCCGCGCUCGUCGCCGCCUCCAAGUCCGCCCUCGACCUCCUCUCCGCCUCCGCGGAGGCCGAGGCUUCCCCCAUCCCGGGGGUCGCCGCGGCCGCCGCCGACGCGGCGGUCCGCGCGCUCCUGAUCGCGCUCGACCCCGCCUCCCCCAAGGUCGCCGAGCCCGCUCUCGAGUGCGUCUCCAGCCUGCUCUCCCUCCGCCUCCUCCUCGGCGAGGUCGUCGUUGUCGCCGCUGGUGACGGCGCCUCGCCGGUCUCCAGGCUCUUCGCGGCCGUGAUCUCCUGCGGAGGCCUCGGGGACGAGGCCCUCGAGCUCGCCGCGCUCCGCGUGCUCGUCGCCUUCGCGCGCUGCCCCGUGGUCUCCGUCUCCGGGGACUGCCUGGGCCAGAUCGUCAAGGCGUGCUACAACCUGUACCUGGGGAGCGCGAGCGGCGGGAACCAGCUCUGCGCGAAGCUGGCGCUUGCCCAGGUGCUGGCCAUCGUGUUCGCGCGCGUGGAGGCGGACGCCAUGGACGUGCGCGUGCGCACGGUCUCUGUCGCCGACAUGAUGGACCUCUCCGAUCGCAGCCUGAAUGACUCCAGCGUAGUGCAGGCGGCACAGGCGUUCAUAAACGAGGCCAUGGAGGGGAGCGAUGUGCCAGAGGAGGCACCCCCGUUGGAUUUGCCAGCUGAGGCAGAUGGGAGUGGAGAAGGUGAGGGGAUGAGCAAGAUCAGAGAGGAUGGGCUGGCGUUGUUCAAAAACCUCUGCAAGCUAUCAAUGAAGUUUGCCACGCCGGAUAACCCUGAUGAUCCAGUGCUGCUGCGGGGGAAGGUUUUGUCGCUCGAGCUGCUUAGAACGCUCGUUGACAAUGCAGGGCCAUUCUGGAAGUCAAAUGAAAUGUAUCUUGAAGCAAUUAAGAAGCACCUAUUUUUAUCCUUGCUGAAGAACAGUGCCUUGUCAGCAAUGAGUGUUUUCCAGCUUUUGUGCUCCAUUUUUAUUGGUCUGCUGUCAAGGUUCAGAUCUGGGUUGAAAGAGGAAAUUGGAUUAUUUUUUCCUAUGCUUAUCCUAAGAGUUCUUGAAAAUGUUCUUCAGCCUAGCUUUCUGCAGAAAAUGACAGUUCUAAACUUUUUGGAGAAAAUAUGUAAAGAGCCUCAGGUUAUCAUUGACAUUUUUGUGAACUAUGAUUGUGAUGUUGAUGCACCAAACAUCUUCGAAAGGAUUGUCAAUGGAUUAGUAAAGACUGCUUUAGGUGUCCCUGCUGGAUCGACAACAACAUUAACUGUCGCGCAAGAUCAAACAUUUCGAAUUGAAUCUGUCAAGUGCCUUGCAGUUAUUGUUAAGUCAAUGUGUUCCUGGAUGGACCGACAACUGAGAAUUGGCGAAUUUUCGCCUAUUAGUUCUGAAACUCCUGGUUCAAUGGACAAUAAUACUACCCAUAAUGGAGGUGGUAGUGGAAUGGAUUAUGACAUGCAAUCUGACUCAAGCAGCCCUGAAAUGUCAGAUUCUUCCUCACUUGAGCAACGGCGUGCCUAUAAAAUAGAACUUCAGAAAGGAAUUGCUUUAUUUAACAGGAAGCCUUCCAAAGGUAUUGAUUUUCUUGUCCGCAGCAAGAAAAUAGGCCAUUCUCCGGAAGAUGUGGCUUCUUUCUUGAAAAACACUGCUGGCUUAAAUGCAACAAUGAUUGGAGACUAUUUGGGUGAGAGGGAUGACUUCCCCCUCAAAGUCAUGCAUGCUUAUGUGGAUGCACUGAACUUUGAAGGCAUGGACUUCGGUGAAGCAAUCAGGUUUUUCUUGCAGGGUUUCAGAUUACCAGGGGAAGCACAGAAAAUUGAUCGGAUCAUGGAAAAAUUUGCUGAACGCUACUGUAAAUGUAAUCCAAAUGCUUUUACCAGUGCAGAUACUGCCUAUAUUCUUGCUUACUCGGUUAUCUUGCUAAACACUGAUGCUCACAGUGUCAUGGUUAAAGAUAAGAUGUCUAAGGCUGAUUUCAUGCGCAAUAACCGAGGAAUUGAUAACGGGAAGGACUUGCCUGAAGCUUAUCUGAGUGCAUUAUAUGACCAAAUUGUCAAUAAGGAAAUCAAAAUGAGUGCUGAUUCUUCAGCAGAACAGCUCAAACAACCCAAUAGCAUAAGCAAGCUUCUUGGCUUAGACAAUAUCAUCAGCUUUGUCAAUUGGGGACAGGCAGAAGACAAAGCACUAGGUGCAAAUGACUUGCUCAUUAAGCACAUACAGGAGAAAUUUAAAGCAAAAUGCAGGAAAUCAGAGUCUGUGUUUUAUAUUGUCUCUGAUGCAACUAUCUUAAGAUUCAUGAUGGAGGCCUGUUGGGCUCCUAUGAUGGCAGCAUUCAGUGUGACACUAGACCAAAGUGAUGAUAAGGCUUCCGCAUCGCAGUGUUUAAAGGGAUUAAGAUUUGCUGUGCAUAUCACUUCUGUUAUGUGCAUGCAGACACAGAGAGAUGCUUUUUUGACAUCCAUAGCCAAAUUCACAUCCCUCCAUUGUGCUGCAGACAUGAAACAAAAGAAUGUUGAUGCUAUGAAGGCUAUCAUAUCCAUAGCAAUCGAAGAUGGCAAUUACUUGCAAGAAGCAUGGGAGCAUGUAUUGACUUGUUUGUCACGGUUUGAGCAUUUACACCUGCUUGGAGAAGGGGUGCCUACUGACUCUUCAUUUCUUACAGUUCCCUUGGUUGAGUUAGAACAAAAAAAUCAGAAGUCCAGCUCUGGUUUAUCUUCGAAGAGAACCAAUGCUCUUCAGAAUCCUGCUGUGAUGGCUGCUGUUAGAGGGGGUUCUUAUGACAGCACAGUGGCAAAAACCAGUGCCUCAUCAUUGGUCACUCCUGAACAGAUCAGUAACUUCAUAUCGAACUUAAAUUUGUUGGACCAGAUUGGUAUUGUUGAGUUAAAUCAUAUAUUUACCCACAGUCAAACAUUAAACAGUGAUGCAAUUGUUGCAUUUGUGAAAGCUCUUUGCAAGGUCUCAAUGACUGAGUUGCAGUCUCCAACGGAUCCUCGUAUCUUCUGCCUUACAAAAAUAGUAGAGAUCGCGCAUUACAAUGUAAACCGCAUACGUUUGGUGUGGACUCGAAUCUGGAAAGUUCUGUCAGAAUUUUUUGUAUCUGUUGGCCUACUAGAAAACCUUUCUGUUGCAAUAUUUGUGAUGGACUCUCUGAGGCAGCUGGCAAUGAAGUUUCUUGAAAGAGAGGAAUUGGCAAACUAUAACUUUCAGAAUGAGUUCCUUAGACCUUUUGUGAUUGUUAUGCAGAAGAGCAAUGCUCCAGAAGUACGAGAGCUGAUUGUCCGGUGUGUCUCACAGAUGGUUCUAAGUCGCGUCAAUAAUAUAAAAUCUGGCUGGAAGGGUGUUUUUAUGGUAUUUACUACUGCUGCAGCUGAUGAUACAAAAAGUAUUGUCCUAUUGGCAUUUGAAACUGUAGAAAAAAUUGUUCGAGAUUAUUUUCCAUACAUAACUGAGACGGAGAACAGCACAUUCACUGAUUGUGUUAACUGUCUUAUUGCAUUUACAAGUAGCCAAUUUAAUAGUGAUGCUAAUCUCAAUGCUAUCGCAUUUCUCCGAUUCUGCGCUGUUAAACUUGCCGAUGAAGGAUUUGGUUGUCAGGAAAAUUGUGCCAGUGAACCCAGGAAUUUAGUCAUGUCAGAUGGAAAUGCCACCGUGAAAAAGGAUAAUUCUAUUUCCUUCUGGAUUCCUCUCCUUGCAGGUUUAGCCAAAUUGACUAGUGAUUCAAGGUCAACUAUCAGGAGAAGUGCUGUAGGGGUACUCUUUGACAUUUUGAAGGAUCAUGGAUACCACUUCUCACAGUCCUUUUGGACCACUAUAUUUGAAUCUGUUGUUUAUCCUCUAUUUAGCAGUGAAAGGUCUUCAUCAAAUGAUCGAACCUCAACAUCAAAUAAACCUGAGGAUGACUUUUCAAAUCUUGAAACCCAGACAUUGGCAGUUAAAUGUUUGGUGGGUUUGUUUAUUAAUUUCUUUGAUGUUAUGCGGCCAGAACUUUCUAGGGUUGUGUCUAUUAUCACAUAUUUUGUCCGAAGUCCCUUCAAACAUUCUGCUAGCAUAGGUGUAUCUGCUUUGAUGCGCUUAAUUGAGGGAGUUGAUACUGAGCUUUCCAAGGAGGAAUGGACAGAGAUAUUGCUGCGCUUCAAGGAAUCAGUGUCACAUACCUUCCUCAUAUUUUCUAAAAUUGCAAGAAUGAUGCAAGAUGUUGAUAUUCCUGAUAGAUAUGAACCUUAUUCAGAAACCGAUCAAUACUCAGAUCACGAAAAUUACGGCAAUGAGGAAGAGGAAGCUAAUAUGGAGACAACUUCUUAUGCUAUUGUCAAACUGAAGAAUCAUAUGGCUCUGCUCCUUUUAAUUGUUCAGGGAAUCAUUAAAUUAUAUGAGGAACACAGAAAAUAUCUGUCUUCUGAUCAUAUUAGCAUUCUUUUGGAGAUGAUAUCAGCUAUUGCGACACAUGCAAGUGAAGUGAGCUCUGAAUCUUCUUUGCUUAUGAAGUUCCAUAAAGCAUGUUCCCUUUUGGAGGUAUCUGAGCCAGCAAUUGUCCAUUUUGAAAAUGAGUCAUACCAGACCUACCUCAAGCUUCUGCAAGCCGUGUUUCGUGACUAUCCAUCCAUGUCAGAAGAAAUGGACAUUGAGUCACAAAUACUCCAUGUUUGUGAGAAAAUACUGCGGAUAUAUCUAAGGUGCACACAGCGUGAACCAUCUGAUGAAACUUUGCACAGAAGCACAUCUAUACAUUGUGUAGUGCCACUUGGUGCUGCUAAAAAAGAGGAGCUGGCAGCUAGGACUUCAUUAGUCCUUCUAGUGAUGCAGUUACUGGGCAACCUAGAGGAGGAUUCAUUCAGGAGAGUACUGCCCUGGUUUUUCCCGUUGCUGGUUGAUCUGAUUCGUUGUGAGCAUAGCUCUGGAGAAGUUCAACACGCUCUGUACAAAAUCUUCCAGUCAUCAAUAGGCCCCAUGCUAACAGUAUAAUGGGACACAUUUGUCCUGCUAGGUGUACACCUUUGAGACUCCAUGUUGUCAAAGAUAUUCCAUAACCUAGAGGGGCCCCUGAUCACUGUUUGGCAUCCUGGAGUUCAAGGUGGAAAUUCAUCAUCAGUUCUGGGCACUUGCAUAGUGUACUAUAUAUUGUCAAUUGAACCUUUCAACUGAGACCAACCUGUCGCCCGUCCUAUAUUUUGCUGUAUAACAUGAUCAGCCAGAUACGAGGGGGAAGGGGAUCGAUUUUGCCGGUAUUCCUUUCCGGCAAUAUGAGACUAUCAGUAACUGAACACUGUAGCCGGAUUUUACCCCUUAUGGACGGACUCUUUUGAGAUUCAUGUGUGGAGGUAAUAUUUCAGAAUCCUGUUAUGCAGAAGGGCAACAUGCUCGCAAUCCAUCAUGUAUAUUACUAUACUAGUUCCAUAGUACCAUGUGAUGUGGAAACGCCUGUGUGGCUGUGCUACACGGAAAUCGUUUGAAGAUUUGAUUUUUUUUUUUUGAUAAUAUCUUCUGUAGUGAAACUAAAUUAGCGUGCGAGACUAGCCUUGUAUGUAAGAUGAGCAGAGUGUGUGUAAUUCUUUGUUGGAUGCGUAAUAUAGUGAAAAGAAUGUUGUUUGCCGAAUGAUUUAUGGAAACUCAUCAAGCCACUAAGAACACUAAGCGUGUAUUAAGGCAGCAAAUGCAGAAUUUUUGCUAGGGUGAAGAUAGAAGACUGACAGCUGUCCAAAUUAUCUACGUGU